AUUUCGCGUGACUGUCCACCGGAUCGUCCCGUGAUAGUGAUUUUUCAACCACGGAAAAAUCACAAUCGCAGUCGCUCCACUCUCGCAUGGCACAUACAUAAAGAGACUCUACACUUGACGUACGAGAAAGAUGGUGUCUGACUGAUAGCGAAUUUUAAUGAUAACGCAAAUCCCGAGUGUUCCCAGCAAUUUUCGCCGCGAUAAGAUCGUUAAUCGAGCGGAGAAUGGACGGCGGAUCGCCACUGGGAGUAUCGUGAGCGCUCGGAGGCAUCGAUCUCGGUGUCACAAGAGAGUAAUCUGAUAGAGAAUUAUGCGUCCUUUAAGACAGUUAUCCUGAAUCGUAAUAAAUACCAUACAAUGUCCCAUUGCGAGGAGGAAGUAGUGUCACCUGGUUUUCACCAAUUAAGCAUUACAAUCGAAGCAGCAAUACUAAGAAGUUCGACUUUCCUAAAGCCUAAUCCAUACAUAGAGUUCUCGGUUGACGAUAAGAGUCCACGUAAAACAGAAGUAUCAAAGUCAACGUAUCAGCCAAAAUGGAACGAAGAAUUUACUAUACUCGUAACACCGUAUUCACAAUUGCACUUUCGUCUGCUUGAUCAUAGUACAUUUCGCAAGGACACAUUAAUAGGAGAAAAACGGAUAAGCUUGUUCCAAGUAUUGUCGCAUUACAAUGGAAAAUUAGAGAAUUUGGAACUGACCUUCGAUUUAAUGAGUGAAAGCAAGCAUGACUCGCAAUUGUGCAAAGUCGGUGAGCUAAUAACGGUGUUUGAUGGACUUCGAAUCGACACUACCAAUGAAACACCACUAAAUGUUAGCGAACCAUCCUGCCAAAUACAAUCAGAUGGUGCCACAAACAACGAUGCAAUAAAUAACCGAAGCAUUCUCAACGGCGGAGUUCGUGCACGUAUGAGAUUACACAGUUCAGAAAGCCUCGCACCGCCUGUGUGUCGCGGUUUAACGAAUAUCCAUCUUAGUCCUAACUACAACGGCGGGAACAGUCAAAUGAACAGCAACAAGAAUGUUGGGCCUUCCACUGCAAUCUCGAGCGCUGACGGUACAUCUAGCAGUAACAUCGGCAGCAGCAGUAGCCUCAGCAAUCUGUCGACAAGCACCUUGGUCAACGGACACGCGAUUCCGAUGGCGGACAAGUCGAUGGUGUCCCCGGGAAAUCGGCACGCCGCGGACAUACGGGCUUUCGCGAGUAGACUGAAUCUUAAGGAGCAGCUCUCGGCGUCGGCCAGUUCGCCGGAAGGCCGAGCGUACGCGCGAGCCAGUUACGGCAACGCGGAGCAAUCCGCGAUGCUCAAGUCAGAUCCGCGCGGUGUGCCGCGAUCUGAACAAUCCUCGGCGGCGACCGGGCAGAUGUGCGCGGACGUCCGCGGGAUUUCUCGACAGGAUCAGUCGCUUUCCAGCACGGACAAUUCGCAAGCGGAUCCAGGCACGUCGUCGCAUGCGGACGCGCGCGGUGCACUGCGAGUGGAACAGCCGAUCAUCGCGACGCUCCCGGACGGUCGUGUAAUGGCGCGAUCGUCGGAGCAAUCUUCAACGAGCAUUCUCCUAACGGACGAUUCACGCGGAAUGAGACAGCCGGAUCAGUCGACGAGUAUCCGCGUGACGAGCGAGGAUCUACGCGCGAUGAGACAGUCGGAGCAGCCGAGCACCAGCGUCCGCGUUUCCGAGGACUUGCGCAGCAUGCGAGCACAACCGAGCGAGCAGGCCGCGAGUAUUCGCGUGAGCGAAGAUCUACGCACGAUGAGGCAACAACAGCCGGAACAAUCAACGAACAUUCGCGUGACUGACGAUCUACGGGGGAUCAGACAAUCUGAGCAAUCUACGAGUGUCCGCGUGGGCGAGGAUUUGCGCGCCGCGAGGCAACAACAGCAACCGGAGCAGUCCGUGAAUGUUCGCCUACCGGACGACUUGCGACUUCCUCGCGCGGAGCAGCCGAUAAACCCACCGAUUCCGGAUGUACGCGGAGUUCCACGCGCGCAACAAGGCACCACCAGUAUCUCGCUGGCGGACGGUCGCGCUGUAGUCUCCCGCUCGGAGCAGUCUGGAACAGUGAUUCCGCUGACCGACGGGCGACCGAUUCCCAUCGCCGAUCACGUGUCCCCCGCUGCGGGUUUGCCGGAUCACCGUUCCGGCAUGUCGCGACUUCCGCAGGCCGCGGCUUCGCUACCGAAUCAAUCUAUUGCUGUGCCCGUGGCUGGACAGUCCGUCGCGCAGCCGAGCUCCUCGGUGCUGCUCGCUGAAGACGUCAAUCAUUCCGAAGAACCUCUACCGCCUGGUUGGGAGAUGAGAUACGAUUUAUACGGAAGAAGAUAUUACGUUGAUCACAACACUCGAAGCACAUCCUGGGAGAGGCCUCAGCCGCUGCCUCCCGGAUGGGAAGUGCGGCGUGAUCCGAGAGGCAGGAUCUAUUACGUUGAUCAUAAUACGAGAAGUACUACGUGGCAGAGACCAAACACGGAAAGAUUACAACAUUUUCAACAUUGGCAGGGUGAAAGACAGUACGUCGUUCAACAAGGCAAUCAGAGGUUUCUUUACCCUCAGGCUCAUGGGAAUCAAGCUGCUGCGGGUCCGUCGACGUCCACGACCGACGACGACGACGCUCUGGGACCAUUGCCGGCUGGUUGGGAAAGACGAAAGCAACCGGAAGGGAGAGUCUACUAUGUGAAUCACAAGAACCGGACUACGCAGUGGGAGGAUCCUCGGACGCAGGGUCAAGAAACGGGAAUGGACGAGCCGCCGUUACCCGACGGCUGGGAGAUACGAUUGACGGAAGACGGAGUUCGGUACUUUGUAGAUCACAAUACCCGGACGACGACGUUCCAGGAUCCGAGACCUGGUGCGCCUAAAGGUCCAAAAGGCGUAUAUCGUGUUCCGAGGGCAUACGAGAGGUCGUUCCGAUGGAAACUGUCUCAGUUCCGGUUCUUGUGCCAGACUAACGCGCUGCCUAAUCAUAUUAAGAUUAGCGUUAGUCGGCAGACGUUGUUCGAGGACUCGUAUCAUCAAAUAAUGAAUGCGGAAGCCUUUGCGCUAAGACGGCGAUUAUAUAUAAUAUUUAAAGGAGAAGAGGGUCUAGACUAUGGAGGUGUAUCUAGGGAAUGGUUCUUCUUACUGAGCCACGAAGUUCUAAAUCCUAUGUACUGCUUGUUCGAAUACGCCAACAAAAGCAAUUAUAGCUUGCAAAUAAAUCCAGCGUCGUACGUCAAUCCUGACCACUUGCAAUACUUCAAAUUUAUCGGUCGAUUUAUUGCAAUGGCUCUUUAUCAUGGGCGAUUUAUAUAUAGCGGAUUUACAAUGCCGUUUUACAAGCGUAUGUUGAACAAAAAAUUAGUUAUGAAGGAUAUAGAAUCCAUCGAUCCGGAAUUCUACAAGUCCCUCGUGUGGAUAAAAGAAAAUAAUAUCGAUGAAUGUGGCCUAGAAUUGUAUUAUAGUGUCGAUUUUGAGAUUCUUGGUCAAGUGAUACAUCACGAGUUGAAGGAUGGUGGCGAUAAAGUUAGAGUAGGUGAAGACAAUAAAGAGGAAUAUAUAAGAUUAAUGACCGAGUGGAGAAUGACGAGAGGUAUCGAAGAGCAAACGAAAGCAUUUCUGGAAGGUUUCAAUUCGGUCGUACCCCUUGAAUGGCUAAAAUAUUUCGACGAACGUGAACUCGAGCUUAUGCUUUGCGGUAUGCAGGAAAUAGACGUCGAAGACUGGCAACGCAAUACAAUUUAUAGACAUUACACUCGUAACAGCAAACAGAUCCUAUGGUUCUGGCAGUUCGUAACGAGAACAGAUAGCGAGAAGAGAGCCCGACUGUUACAGUUUGUAACUGGUACUUGCCGUGUACCUGUUGGGGGAUUUGCUGAAUUAAUGGGAAGUAAUGGUCCGCAAAGAUUCUGUAUAGAAAAGUUUGGAAAGGAUACCUGGCUGCCAAGGUCACACACUUGUUUCAAUAGACUAGAUUUGCCACCCUACAAAAGUUAUGACCAAUUAGUAGAGAAAUUAAAUUACGCGAUUGAGGAAACAGAAGGUUUCGGCCAAGAGUAAUUGUAAAAAAAUGCUGAUGAUUAAUAAGACGUGAUAGGUAUGCUACAUUUGUGUGCAUGAUUCGUGGAUGAUAAAAGCAAAAUUUAUAGUGUAGCGUUACAAACUAAUGAUAAUUGAGGUUUACGCUACACGCGAAAUUCAUCGGCGGCAGCUAUCAUUAGUAGUGUAAAAGUUCCGAAUAAUUAAAAAGAUCGUUAUAGAUACAUUGCUCGAGAAAUUUGUACGAAGCGUUAUAAAUUGCAAAUAAUGUAACAAUCGAAAUUAAUAUCAAUUUAUUCCAACUUAUCUUGUAUCUUAUUGACAUUUUUAAUUAUAGAAAUUACUUAAAAUGUUAAUAAGAUACGAGAUUUAUAAUAAACUUCACGUUAAUAUUACAUAUAUUAUAAAUACAUUAGGAAGCUAGAUAAGUAUGUACAAUUUAAUUCGUUUCUUUCUGCAGCUUUGUGUAUUAACCAAGAAAAUUAUUUUGACAUCUGAAGGAAAAUUGAUCCAUCUUCAUUAACGGAAAUAAUUUGUGUGAUAUAACAUUGCAGCCAAAUUUUAAUACAACCUAUUGUACUUCUAUUUAUCUACUUAUUUGCUAUAAUGUACAAGUCAUAAAUUCUAUAUAGAGACAAUGGAAAUUUAUAUUAAUAUCUUCUACUAUAUUUUAAUAUUUUAAUGCCUAAAUAUACAUAGAGUUUCCCUUUAUAAUAUAUAUAUAUAUAUAAUGUACAUAUUAAAUUUAUAUAUAAUUAUGACACAAUGCGUCAUAGACCGAUUAACAAUUUUAUGUUCUAUCCUAGGAGAUCUAGAACUAAAAGAACAUUUAGAAUUUUUUUUGUAUAUAAUAUAGCAGAUAUUAAUGUCUAGAUUAUUUUUAAUUACAUUAUUUCUAAUAUGUGAAUAUCUGCUCUAUAUGUGAAUGCGGCCAAGUAUACAAUAUAAAAAAAAAGAUGUCCGAAUAAUUUUGGUAUUUGUCCCGCGUUUUUUCACGUUCGCAAUUAUUUCUUAGAGAUCUAUUGACACGUUGCAUGUUGCCUCACAAAUGUGAUAUAUGAAGUUAUCCUGAGAAUAUAUCAAAUAUUUUUUAACAUAUUUAUGAUAACGAACGAUUGAGAAUUCCUGGGAUCGUGGAUCAUAAGAUUGUGCAUUUGUUUGUAAUUAAUAAUUUAUGUACAUAACGUAUAUACGCAGUGUGCGCACAAUUAUUUAUGUGUAUCGCUGCGCAAAUUGAUACGCAUUCGGCACUGUUGAAAUACAUAGUUAAAAGUAAUCUGGAUAUAUUUAAAAAAAA
Ooceraea biroi (clonal raider ant) is the source of this 5311-nucleotide messenger RNA. RefSeq names its product Suppressor of deltex (gene Su(dx)). Gene Ontology annotation, cellular component: cytoplasm. Lineage: Eukaryota; Metazoa; Arthropoda; Insecta; Hymenoptera; Formicidae. The record is from RefSeq and is a predicted model, not a curated record. Gene Ontology annotation, biological process: proteasome-mediated ubiquitin-dependent protein catabolic process; protein ubiquitination. Gene Ontology annotation, molecular function: ubiquitin protein ligase activity; protein binding.